CGCAUCAUUUGACAUCAAACUUCUUAUUUCUUUAGAAGAGUAAGAUAACCUGGCUUGAAAGAAAGAUGAUGUCAGCCUCGGGCAAGCCUCUGACCUCAUUUUUAAUACGUGAUAUUUUGUCAGACGGCAUAGGAGUUCGCUGGGACUCGAAAGGCUGGAGCGGUGACUGCGCUCCCCUUCAGAGAUGCAGUUUUGCUUGGGUACUCGAGAGCGCGGUUGGAGCGGAAAGGCAACCGAAAGCGAAUGGGCAACAGAAAGAAUCAGAAACGCACAAAGACCGAGGCCUUACAGACAAGCUGUCCCCAGAGAGUUCAGCAGGAGUGCUGAGGCAGAAGCGCACCAGGGCUGCCUUCUCACAGGUUCAGGUCCUCGCACUAGAGAAGACGUUCAAUCAGCAGAAAUAUCUCUCAGCCUCUGAAAGAGCUCAUUUGGCUCAGAGUCUCCAGUUGACGGAGACUCAAGUAAAGAUUUGGUUUCAAAACAGGAGAUACAAAACCAAACGCAAGCUGCUGGCUUCUGAAGUCAGAGGAGGAGAAGCUCUCUGGAAAGUAGCAGAGUCUCCUGCAGUGAUGGCCACAAAAAGUGUCAUGGAAGCCACACUGCUUGGAGCCAUGUUCAGAGCCUACCAGAGCCCUCAGCCAUACCUGUUCGGGGGGAAUUCGUGGAGCUCUGCCGUUUGGUAAAAAUCCCAAAGGUGUAGUGAAUGCAAGGAGAACAAGGAGAAAUGAUAGUACUAAUAAAACUAUGAAAUGGAGUGACAAAUAUCUAGGCCACUGUAAAAGUUGAUAAAAUCCAUGAUGAGUAAUAAUUCUUUGCAUUUAUAUAGCGCUUUUCUCACUAUUCAAAGCGCUGAAGUUCACUGUUUACACAGCAAUGCAGUUAUUGUGUAUAUUGCAAUGAAAAAGGCCUUUUCAUGAUUUGUAUUUCAGGUACCUGCUUUUGAAAAAGUAGCCCUUAAAGCUAUACAUUAUUUGCUAAAAAUGACAAUGACUUAUUUUUUUUUAUUCCAAAAGAAAAGUGCACAUAUUUAAACUACCAUUACAAUGAUUUCAUUUUUCUAUAUUAGAAAUAAUAAAACAAAGGGCUUGUUUAUCAAGCUUGUGUUAAAUGUUGUAUGGAAUUUCUUUUGGUGUACAGCCAUACUGUGAUUCAUUUAUCUUAUCUUUUUUUAAGGAAACACUGGGUCAUUUAUUGCUUGUGUCUUGUACAAACUUUUGUAUAUUACAAAUUUGUAUUACAUUUUUAUUUAUGAAAGAUGAUCUUAGAGAAAGCACACCUCUACUGCUGUAACUGGAAAGUCUGUUUCCAUUUCUUUGUAUUUUUGUACAGUUUUAUACUUUUAUAAUUUAAUAAACCUUCCA
Molecule: messenger RNA, 1361 nt
Organism: Polypterus senegalus (gray bichir)
Lineage: Eukaryota; Metazoa; Chordata; Cladistia; Polypteriformes; Polypteridae
Gene: nkx3-1
Product: NK3 homeobox 1
Exons: 2
Coding region: 66-683 (205 amino acids)
Biological process (GO): cell differentiation; regulation of transcription by RNA polymerase II
Cellular component (GO): nucleus
Molecular function (GO): RNA polymerase II cis-regulatory region sequence-specific DNA binding; DNA-binding transcription factor activity, RNA polymerase II-specific
Source: RefSeq, a predicted model, not a curated record